CGCCCCGUAUCAAUCUCUUCUUCACGCUGGGCUGGACUGGAUCCCCUUCGCCUCUGCCUCUGAGCGCCUCCCCCUCUCUCCCUCCCUCUUCCUCCCCAAACGAGAAGAGGGCACGCCGCAUGCCGCCGCCGGUGAUCGAGAGGGGACUAGCCUUCCCUUGCGUCGCGUCGCCUCCUCCUUCCUCACGCCAGAAGAAGCAUCGUCAUCAUCAGCUCAGCAGCAGCCAUGUUCGGCUCCACCAACCCAUUUGGGCAGUCAUCAACCAGCCCAUUUGGCCAGAACUCAUUCGGAACCCAGCAGGGAUUCGGCCAGGCUACCCCUGCUGCUAGCAACCCCUUUGCGCCAAAACCAUUUGGCAGCCCAACCACAACUUUUGGGGCACAGACUGGAAGCUCACUUUUCGGCACUACAUCCACUGGUGCAUUUGGCCAGCAGCAGUCCACUCCUACAUUUGGCACUACAUCCACUGCUGCGUUUGGCCAGCAGCAAUCCACUCCCACGUUUGGCACCCCGUCCUCCUCUCUGUUCGGGAGCUCUCCAGCUUUCAGUGCAUCGCCCACUCCUGCCUUUGGUGCUACAUCCCCUACCUUUGGCUCUGGAUCUUUAUUUGGACAAAAGCCAAGCUUCGGGGGUUUUGGAUCAUCUCCUAGCCAGUCAAGUCCUUUUGGUAGCACGUUCCAGCAAACACAACCGACAUUUGGCAGCAGCACUUUUGGUACAUCAACUACACCGACAUUCGGUACCACAACUACGCCGGCAUUUGGUGUAACUACACCAGCCUUUGGCACCACAACUACACCGGCUUUUGGCGCCACGACUACCCCAGCAUUUGGUUCCACAUCACCAUCUUUAUUUGGUGCUUCUAGCACCCCGGCAUUUGGUUCAUCAGCUCCUGGUUUUGGAACUUCAGCAACCACAGCAUUUGGUUUUCCUUUGGUAGUUCUCCCUUUGGAACAACAUCACCUUUCGGUGCAGACUCCAGCAUUUGGCUCACAGACAGCAGCACCCGCUUUUGGGCAAGCACAAUUUGGUAAUCAAGCUGGAGGGACUAGAAUAAAACCUUAUGCUCAAACACCAGAUGUUGACGGUACUACCAGUGGUACUCAGCCUGCUGCAAAACUUGAUUCCAUAUCAGCGAUGCCUGAAUACAAAGACAAGAGUCAUGAAGAAUUGAGGUGGGAAGAUUACCAGCGCGGAGACAAGGGCGGACCAAACCCUUCUGGAACUCCAACAGUGACGCCUACCUUUCCAUCAUCAACACCACCGAAUACUUUUACAACAAGCAGUCUAUUUAGCCAAACUACUCCAAACCCAUUUUCAUCAAACAAUCCAUUUGCUAAGAAUGGUUCAACUAGUGCAUCACUAUUCAACACCUCAUUUAACAAUACACCAGUUGCAAGUUCGAGCCCAUUCACAUCGUCCACUAGUACCACAAUGUUUGGACAAACAGGUGUUUCUGCAUUUCCAGCAAGUAGUUCACCAUCUUUGUUUCCAAGUACUGCUCCUGCUUUUGCUUCAUCUUCGCUGUUUGGCACAUCAACAACACGUAAUUCAAGUCUAUUCGGCACUGGCUUGUUGUUGGCUAACACUCAAUCAGCCCCACUAUUUCAAUCUUCCCCUGCAUUUGCACAACAGCCAUCAAGUACACCAGCUUUCUCCUCUGGAAACCUAUUUAGCACACCUAAUACUGGCAGUCUGUUUGGCAGCGGACCUUCACUUUUUACAAUGCCAACAUUUCAACAACCUGCCCCUACUCAAACACCAAACAUGUUCUCCUUCCAACCUCCGCCUCAACCAGCUUCUACAAGUGGAUUUCCUGGUUUUUCCAACACAGCUAAUCAGGCCCUCAUUGGACAGCAAACUCCUAGCCAAUCCAAUAUGGUCAUGCAACCUGCUCCUGUUUCGAAUCCAUUUGGGACACUUCCAGCAAUGCCUCAGAUGUCCAUUGGGAAUGGUGGAUGAUCUCCUUCGGUUCAGUAUGGAAUAUCAAGUUUGCCAACCCCCCCCCCCCCCCCCCCCCCCCCCCCCCCCAACACACACACACACCAACCACAUUUUCUUUAUAACUCACAAGCUAAAGUACAAGGUUUAUGGAAAAAAAUGCACAACAAUUUCCUAAUAGUCAAACAUGCAGACACUACAGCAGCAGCCUCCCACCGCAUCCAAAUAAUAAACGCCUCUACAUAAGCAAACUCUGCACCAGUGUUUUAUACAAAAAGCAAGAGUUUGACAAUGCAAUAAAAGCAAAGUGCUAAAUACAUCCUGAAUGUUGUUUUCAAAAUUUUAGACACCAAAGACAGAAUGCUCAUUCCAUAUGCAGUCUUCUCUGCAAACUAAUACUUGAUAGUAAUGUAGAAUGGAACAUUUGAAACUGUAAAAGGAAGUUUACAAAAAGAAUAAUAAAAAGAACUAUAUCCACAAGAGUAUUUUACAAAUGAUAAAUAUCACCAGAUACAUCAGCUGACACCAUCGAACAAAAAGCUGCAGCAAUGAGAAAGUACUAAUGAUAAAUUUAUUCUAGAUAACGUGUAAAUUACCAAACUAGUGUAGUCACUCAUAUCAAGUGCAGACCUGUUGUGCAAUAUGCAUUUUAAGAAGUAGCUACUGCAACUAUUACCUAUUCUUUCUGUUCUGUUCCAAAAUUAGACUUGCUUGUGCUUAACAAGUACAAUUUCCACUAAAAAUAGUAACUUUUAUUUGGAGUCAUUUUUACUUUUGAAUGUAUUUGCCCAACCUACCACAACUGUGGGUGGCAAAUUGCCUGAGGAACAAGCAUUUGCGUUUCCUUCCCAUCUUUAAGUGGCAAGAAGAAAAAGUAAUGCAGCAACAUAAAAUUUAACAUGGUUCAUGAACAAAAAGUAGUGACGCCAAAGAUCACAGUUUAUUAAAGAAUAACAAGUACGUGAAUCACUCAAUGUUUGAUAUUGAAAUUGAAAGCAAGUCACCACAUCCGUGUCUAAAACAGUUUGUAUGAAAGAUGAUAGAGUGAAUCCUUCCAUGGAAAUAUUUCUAAAACACGAUAACUAUUGCUGCCCAACAUUUAAUUCACACUAAUAUGCUCUUACCAUACCAUGGAGAAGACAACUACAAAAAAAAUAUCAAAAGGGCGCAGCGAUAAGCAGCUGCCAAAGCGUGCAGCUGGCAAAUAAAUUCACCUCAUGCUUAACAAAUAUUAUGAUAGCUCGUACAUCUCACCAGAGCUGCUGUACCAUGCACCUUCCUAUUCUGCGCAGAAGUAUCUCACAUAAACCUGUCACACACCACAUGAUCACCUUUAGUGUGCAUGCUUUCAUCCAGCAUACAAAGAUGCAUGUAGUUAUGCAGGAUGGGUCUUCUCACUUCAUCAAUAGUCAGAUCUUGAAAAAGAGAUUUGAUCUUGGUGGGUAAGCUUCGUAGAAAUUUCAUAAGCUAAAUAACUGCAGACAUCUGUACAAAAUCAUGAUCCUGAGUUAUCAAUUUCCUCUUACUCAACUUGGUUAUUAUCUUAUCAGUAGAACUUUGUUACCCAAAAUUAGUUAUGUUACCAGCAUUAGUGUUAUCAUCACUCGAGGUAGUCACUGCAGAAGUCAAUGGGAGCCUAGUCAUGGUCAACAAAGUCAAUAGGGUGAACAAGGUUCAUAUGGCAAAUCCUCCAAUAGCCUGCAUGUCAAUUUAGUACUAUUCUGGGUAAAUAGUCUUACGGUGCUCAUCAGCAAAGUCAAUAGGGUUAGCAUUAAGGAUUGUUGUCAACAAGGUGUUGAAAAGCACACAUCAGAUGCCUCAAUGACCACUGUUCCCAUCACAUAAUCAUAGAGGUUAGGGUAAACUCAUCGUGCAUAGGUUCCAGUUAUCUGCCAUAGGUUAGUUCCAUCCUCUUUCAUUUUGCCCAAGUUAGUAGAGUAUCUAGUGUUGUGACACCAGUCUUUGGAUCAGAGGGUAAUAGAAGAGUCAUGGGGUCAGCCUUACCAUGAUGAACUAGUUCCAUCCUCUUCCUCUUGCCCAAGUUAGUUGCCCAAGUUAGUUACAGUGUUAUCCGAGUAUCCAGUAUUGUGACCAGCAUCCUUUGGAUCUUAGGGUAAGAUAAGAGCCAUAGGUUAGCCUAAUCAUGAUCAACAAAACAUGUAGGCUGCUUGGGCUUAUUUGGCAAAGUUAGUCCUAUUCCUCGUAGACAGUCUCCUCAGGGUAACAACAGUCCAUGUUGAUGUCGAGCCAUUUCCAGUACCCUUUAGACCUACAUAACGCUUGGACUACAUGCAGAUACAAAGAUAACUUGUAAUGGAGCAACUUGAUGAUAUCAGAACGAGUGUACUUGCCAGUGAGAGCUGCCAGCUUCUUACUGAAAGGAUGCAUUGCGCCAUUCCGGUUUAUGGUCACCAACCAACAACCAGCAGCCAUAACAUCAAUAUGUUCCUGAUCCUCAAAAGUCAGAUCAGCUACCUCCUGCUGCUGCUGCCUAUGAGACAUCUUGCUCUUUACAUCUUUGUUGUAUUCACGCAACUCCUCGAAAAAAGGGUGCAUAGCAUCGAUGCCAAGAUAACCAAGACUCUCAUAGAUAGUCUGUAUUUUUGGUAUUGCAGAUGAUCCAAAAGAUUCAAUGAUGUCAUCCUUGUAAAUGGAGGCGAGCUUGAUGCUUAGCCACGCUCUUCCCUUAGAGGUUAACAGAGCUGCAUGAUAGCAAGCUAGGAUUUCAUGCAGUGCUCCCACAUCCAGCACGUUCAGCAAAUAAGAGACAUCUAGAUAAAGAUCAGAGAUGAUAUUAUCUCCGUAGACUUGCUUCAUUAGGCUCUCAAACAGUUUCUUCACUUGCUUGAAACCUAUAAACUCUAACUUGUCCUUCCCUGAUAUUUUAUCAUGUAGUGGCUCCUUGAUACGGAAUGUAUCAUGCAGAGCUGAGACUUCGAGGUUUUCCUCGACCUCCUGCAGGUGCAAUACAAUAACCAUGCUGCCUGUUCCUGGAGACUAGUUUUAUGGCAGACCUUCACAAUUUUUGGUAUUCAUAUUGCAUAAUCAAUGGCUUGCCGUCGUAAUUAUUAAUCAAGUAGUUGCUUACUGUAACAACAGCCGGUAUUCUCUUUAGAUAAGGGACCGGGUCUUCCCAGCUGGUCAACUUGACAUCUUCUGGAUCAUAGAAGCUGCAACAGCAACAAUAAUAUUAUAGGUAGUAUGGUUACUACGGUAAGACAGGCACGCUAGGAUGUUCACAUGGUUACUUCAGGAUAUGCUAGGGGAUUCGAUUUUAAUUUUUUACACUGAUCAAAAUGAGCACAAUAACAUAAGCUAAAUUCCGUUUCACGGAGAUCAGGCAUUUACCUGAGUUACGUAAGGACGGGAAGCUUCGGCCCCUGCUGGAUGGGCUCCUUGCCCCCC
This is a messenger RNA of Panicum hallii, 5346 nucleotides long. Its product is annotated as nuclear pore complex protein NUP98A-like. The record is from RefSeq and is a predicted model, not a curated record. Gene Ontology annotation, molecular function: structural constituent of nuclear pore. NCBI's taxonomy places the organism in Eukaryota, Viridiplantae, Streptophyta, Magnoliopsida, Poales, Poaceae. Gene Ontology annotation, cellular component: nuclear pore cytoplasmic filaments; nuclear pore. The transcript has 9 exons. Gene Ontology annotation, biological process: post-transcriptional tethering of RNA polymerase II gene DNA at nuclear periphery; RNA export from nucleus; protein import into nucleus. Bases 226 to 1962 code for a protein of 578 amino acids.